This is a messenger RNA of Macadamia integrifolia, 1359 nucleotides long. Its product is annotated as phosphatidylinositol N-acetylglucosaminyltransferase subunit P-like. The coding region runs from base 673 to 1170 and encodes 165 amino acids. Lineage: Eukaryota; Viridiplantae; Streptophyta; Magnoliopsida; Proteales; Proteaceae. The transcript has 5 exons. The record is from RefSeq and is a predicted model, not a curated record.
UUGACCUAAACCCGACUCAGGGAAGUGAAAAAAAAAACCUCUUCUCCUUAUCUCGCACAACUUACCUCUCCUUCCUCCUCAACCUCACCACCACGAAGAAGAACUCGAAGAACCCUGGAUUGGGUCGAUUCCCUAAGCUACAUAGGGGGGAUUUAAUCUUCCAUUGUUGUUAAUUUAAGUCUGCUCCUCUUUCGUAACCCUUUCAAUACCUUGUUUUGAUCUUCAAUCUCUGAUAACUCCCUGAAACCAACCCAAUUUACUACCAUGAUUAAUCCUAUUAUCUCUGCACACCAUCCCCCAAACCUGCCAUAAAACUCUGGUUUUAGACCAUUUUUUAUAGCCUAAUAGAAACCACCCUUGUUCUGUCCAGGACUCCCAUAAACCUUUGUUUUGGAUUGUGUUCAGAAAUUGAUGCUCAAGAUUGAUUUCAGGAUCAGCUUGAAAUUUAACUUUUCAAAGCACAACUGGUUGAUUUUCCAUCUGAAACUGGUUGUGUUUCCUCUUCUGUUCAUUUUGGGCGGAAGUAGGAUUAGGGUUCUCGGCUAAAAGUGAUAUCUGUCCGUACCCACCAUUGUUCUGAGGAGGUGCUCCAGGGAAAAGGGUUCUUGGUGUGGUGUGGGGGCCUUCUGGUGAUAAGUUCUCUGGAGAGCUCAAGUAUUGAAAGAGUAAACAAUGGCAGAUUCUUAUUCUGUUAACAGCCCAAGAAGAACUCUGAGUCUUUCAAAGAGGGCAACAGUGUCUUUUACAGAUCCUGAGGACAAGGUUCCUGGAUUUGCAGUAUCCGAGGAACAUGGCCCAAAGCCUUCUGAGGUUUAUGGCUUCGUAGGGUCCAUUACAACUGUUGUCGCUACAGUUAUUUUCUUGGGAUGGGCAUAUGUUCCUGAACCAUGGCUACAUUCUAUAGGAAUCACAUACUAUCCUAGCAGGUAUUGGGCAUUGGCAGUGCCAGUAUACGCUAUGGUUACAGUAGUAUUAGCCAUGGUACUUUACCUUGGUCUGAACUUCAUGGCAACAACCCCUCCAACUUCAUUGAACACAAUAUUUGAUGAGUACAGUAGAUCACGUUCAAGCUUCAUGCCUUAUGUGACAGAAGACGAGCGUCCAAUUGAACCAAUAUUUGAUUUGGACAUCAGCCAAGUAAAUGAUCUCAUGUUCAAUUCUGCAAAUUGAUCAGUUGUAAUUUGGUAUUUAUGGUUUAUAUUUCCCUCUUUUUAUCACUCCAACAUUAUAAUAAUUUCUUUUCCGUCUUGUCCCUUGUGUGAGACAACCUUUAUGAGUUGAUUAUUGACACCAGUAUAUGUAUUUGGAUAAAGUUCUUUAGGUGUGCAAACACCACUAAAAUGCAUAAAUUUUCGAUUA